AUGGCAAGUGUAGUGGAUUUACAGCUUGAUGGUCUGGUCAUUCACCAAGAUGGUUCAUACACUCGUGGAACAAUCCCAACGAGUCCGGCAAAUCCCGAUUUUGUGGAUGGAGUGGCCUCGAAAGAUCUGACAAUUGAGGAGGAAAGCAAUCUAUGGGUGAGGGUAUUCUGUCCCCAGCAGAAGCAUGAAUCUGGUAAGCUGCCUAUCCUCCUGUUCAUCCAUGGAGGUGGGUUCAUUCAAUCCAGCGCUGAUGAUAUUGGAUACCACCACCUUUGCGAGGAUUUUGCAAAAUCGGUGGGGGCACUUGUGGUCUCCGUGAAUUACCGGAUUGCACCAGAGCACCGCUUGCCAGUUGCUUAUGAGGACGGAUUUACCGCUCUGAAAUGGCUUCAAGCAGUGGCCAAGAAGGAAGUUACCGCGCCCUGGCUGUCGGACUGUGCUGAUUUUACCAAGGUUUUCGUGGUGGGCGAUAGCGCUGCAGGGAAUAUUGUUUAUCAUGUCAUGAAGCGAGCUUCAGCGAAGAGUGGCUCGGAUUUGAAGCCGCUGGUUCUGGCUGGCCAGAUUCUCAUCCAGCCGUUCUUUGGAGGUGUUGAGCGGACUCCCCCCGAGCUCGUCGAGUUCAAGCCUGGCCAACUUACGACUGAGUUGUGCGAUGUGUUUUGGAAGUACACACUCCCAGAUGGAGCCAAUAGAGAUCAUCCAUACUGCAACCCAAUGGUGGAGCUCCCCCAUGCUCUCAAUGAUGCGGAUAUGCCAAGGACGCUUGUUGUGAUUGGGACCGCUGAUUUGCUCCAUGAAAGGCAGCUCGACUUUGCAAAGAAGGUGAAGGAGAUUGGCAUCCCAGUUCAGCAGGUUGUGUUUGAGAAUGCAGGCCAUGCGUUUUACAUGGCUGAAGAACAGGAGAGAGUGAAGCUUGUGGAAGUUCUGACAGAAUUCGUAAGUCAAGAGAUAUAAUAUUGCAUUACAAAACAUUUGAUACCACUUUUUAGCUCAUGAGCUCAGAAUUCAAUAAAUCUAAUUGUCUUUAAUUCUUCA
Selaginella moellendorffii is the source of this 1035-nucleotide messenger RNA. Its product is annotated as carboxylesterase 1. The record is from RefSeq and is a predicted model, not a curated record. Gene Ontology annotation, molecular function: hydrolase activity. NCBI's taxonomy places the organism in Eukaryota, Viridiplantae, Streptophyta, Lycopodiopsida, Selaginellales, Selaginellaceae. The transcript has a single exon. Bases 1 to 954 code for a protein of 317 amino acids.